This is a messenger RNA of Aspergillus mulundensis, 1212 nucleotides long. RefSeq lists its product as uncharacterized. The coding region runs from base 1 to 1212 and encodes 403 amino acids. The record is from RefSeq and is a predicted model, not a curated record. NCBI's taxonomy places the organism in Eukaryota, Fungi, Ascomycota, Eurotiomycetes, Eurotiales, Aspergillaceae. The transcript is spliced from 4 exons.
AUGUCAUAUCAACGUCCAUACUCAUCCCCCUACACACCCUCGCCCUCACCCCCUCACCUCUCUACCAUCCUGAACCUCUACCCCGAUGCCGAACCCUACUGCGCCGGCUACGCCCCAUCACAAGGCCGACGAUGCCACAUGCGCACGAACGCCCGCGGCCGAUCGCUGGCCCUCUCACUGCUCAACGAAGCCACGAAGGAUAUCCGGGCGGGAUAUAUCCCAGACGAAGAUCUGCUCUUUACCCUCGCGCACGCAACGCUCUGCACGCGCUUCCAUCAGAAUCAAGCACCCACUCUUGUAGCGCGCUGGAAGGGCGCUAUCGAGUGCUUCUUCGAUAAGCAGGGUGCACCUCCAGCUACAGAGUAUGAUGCGGGAGGCCAACAGUGGUUCGAGGACUGCAUAUCCGGCCGCCGUAAAAUGGACUCGCUCGACGAACUGGAGAGUUUCACGCGUGCUCUCCUUUACCCGGAUUUCGCACCGACGCCUACCACCAGACGCUCGGGCGGCGCGUCAGGAGUAUCAGUCUCUCGGAGGAUACCUGCACCAGCGCGAUUUGGAUUGCAACCAACUGCGCGUCGGACAUCAGCGUCUCGUGCCCAGACUGAGUCUGGAAAUAGCCUCGUUCGCGAAACGGGGGCUCCUCCGGCUCCAACCCAACGUAGGGCUAUCAGCAAUCACUUCGAGAUCGGCUGCCCAGGAUACAAGGACAUCCGCUCAAGCGCAAGCACGGGACACAGCCUCCGUCGUGAGAAGAACUGGACAGAGCCUCUCUCCCACCAUGGCACCUGGGACACCUUUAGUGUCCACGCCUCUCUCAAGCAGUAUAUCAGUCAGAGCCCCUUCACCAACGAGCCCGACGAGCCCGACGAGCCCGACGACCACGACAACAACUACUACGACAACCACUACCACCACGACGACGACAACGACGACAACGACGACGACGACAAUAACGACCCCGAUUCAAUCAAGUGCCUCUGCACAAUCGCAUCCCCAUUCGCCGUCUAUCCCUACCUCCUCACCCGGGACUCAAAGAGUACCCCCAGCUUCUGCUCCUGCUCCUGCUCCCGCUCCUGCUUCCACCUCGGCUACUAUUACUACUAUCAGUGGGCAGACACCCCCGUCCGUCCCCAACUCAGAAGCGACUUCCACCGCUCAUCAGAGGACACCAGGGCCCUCUACCCGUCCCAGACGGCGCCCGGUCGAGGGUGA